AGCUCUCAUACAGCAGGACAGAGCUGGGAGCAGCUAGAGCGUUUCAUUACCCUAUUGAGGAAAAGCAGGGUGAAGUGGAGGUCUCCUGGGUCCUUCUGAUAGCGGCCAGACUGGUCUUAGGAUUACUGUCACCUGCAAACCCAUUUCCUCCGUACAGUCUUAGUGGGCAACUGAAUAAGGCGUCCUCAUGACUUCUCUCUCGGACCAUGUCCAUGAUCCUUUUCGCCUGCAUCGUACGGGUGAGGGAUGGACUGCCCCUCUCAGCCUCCACUGACUUUUACCACGCCCAGGAGUUUCUGGAAUGCAGGAGGCAGCUCAAGACCUUAGCCCAGCGGCUGGCUCGGCAUCCAGGCCGCGGCUGUGCAGAAAGCUGUGACUUCCGUAUCUAUUUUUCAUCAUUGGGGGACGUGGCCUGCAUGGCCAUCUGCUCGCGCCAGUGCCCGGCAGCCAUGGCCUUCUGCUUCCUGGAGACUCUGUGGUGGGACUUCACAGCUUCCUAUGACACCACCUGCAUCGGCCUGGCCUCCCGGCCCUACGCCUUUCUUGAGUUUGACAGUGUCAUUCAGAAAACAAAGUGGCAUUUUAACCACAUGAGCUCCUCUCAGAUGAAGAGUGGCUUAGAAAAGAUCCAAGAGGAGCUGGAGUUCCAGCCUCCAGCAGUCCUGUCCCUGGAGGACACAGAUGUGGCAAAUGGCAUGCUGAACGGCCACACCCCAGUGCACUCUGAACCUGCUCCGAACCUCCGGAUGAAGCCAGUGACAGCCCUGGGUGUCCUCUCCCUUGUUCUCAACAUCAUGUGCGCAGCCCUGAACCUCAUCCGCGGAGUUCACCUUGCAGAGCAUUCUUUACAGGUUGCCCGGGAGGAAGUUGGAAACAUCCUGGCUUUCUUUAUUCCAUCUGUGGCUUGCAUCGUCCAGUGUUAUCUGUACCUGUUCUACAGUCCAGCCCGGACUCUGAAGGUGCUGCUGAUGCUGGCCUCCAUCUGCCUGGGCAAUGCAUACCUGCACGGGCUGAGGAACACCUGGCAAAUCCUCUUCCAUGUAGGAGUGGCUUUUCUGUCUUCCUAUCAGAUCCUGACCAGACAGCUACAGGAGAGGCAGUCUGACUACGGAGUGUGAUGAGGGCAUCCUGCAGUGGAUGGCACCUUUGAUUUUUUUCCCCCCUCUGGAAGGCCAGUCUGUUUCCACUCCUGCUUCUCAACUUCACCUCAAACUUCCAUCCUUGACGCUCCCAAGGUCACAGAUUCUGGCAGGUGCAGCGGAGGACCCGGGGCUGCUGGUUGCCAGUCCUGGUCUGUGUGCAACGUUUGUGCAGAACCAACAGCCAAGCCAGGACAGGGUAGCUGGAGCAGGAGCUUGUUCAGAGAGCACCUGCGAUGGUCAGAGCGGCGGUAUCGCGGUCUCCCGAUAAAUCUAAUAACUGCAAACCACUAGAUUCCAUUUAGUAACUGGCAGGUGUCUGAGGAAACUCUUCAAAGUAGGUGCCAGUUUGCAGGUUCAGUGUAAUUCAGUUUUCCUAAUGGUGUCAGCACAGGGUAAAUUAAAGCUUGAGAAUACGGUUCACAAACACAAGCUAGGUAAAUUUUGUUUACGUUUUUGAUAACUUGGAUUCGAUAAACUUUUAGAAUAUUUAAAUAUAUUUUGGAUAUAAAUUGAAGCUCAUUCAGAAUGAAGCAAACUUAGGCUGAGAAAAUGCUAAGGAAAUCCGAGUUUAUUUAAAUUACAGAGACCUUUUAUGGUGGUGGGGCUUUAUGGAUACAUAUGUAGUUUAUAUUUAUUUGCAUAAUCUAUCUGAAUUAUGUUUGGAUUAAUAACCAGGAUCACUGGAUCAUAAGCACACAGACACGAGGAGAUGCAGGGUCCUCUCAGUGGGCAGAGUGAGGGGGAUGCCAGGGUUUCAGAGGUCCUUGACAGAAAUGGGGGAGGCUGCUGUUAUCCGCCUGUGUUGUGGCAGCUGUGUGCUCACCACUGUAGCACUGUUGGAGAUGUGGACCUGCACACCUCCUCCUAGAGAGGCCUCCCAAGUUAAUUACUCCUCCGAGCCUCCCUUGAGCAUCUUAAUUAGACCACAGGCCUCGUUUUAUGGACAGGUAUUGAGUAGGUGUUAAUGCUCGAGAGCUUUGUGUAACUGGCACAUGCUCUGUACUUCGGAGUAAGAACUCCUGUAUCUCCAGUGUGGGUAUCUGGUGUACUCAAGAAACCAUGUUGGGGUUCACCCCUCUGGCUUAUUCUUGGGAUAUACCCGCAAUUUUGUGGGUUGGCUCACGAGGCUCCAAAGUGAUAAACCCUAUUUUGGUAGUUUUUAAAAGAGAAAACCAUCCUAAAAGUUAGAGUACUGGGGGAAGCCAGAGAGUAGGCUUAGAGAAUCCUGUUAAAUUUGUAGCUGUCACUGGUACCCUGUGCUAAUCAGCCACCAGGUAUCAUUUCAGGAACGAGGUUAAGUGACCCAGAACUGGAUUGAAAAAGUAUCUCCAUUGUAAUUUUCUUUCCUUAUAAGAGAAUUUUCUAUUUUUAAUCAAUCUGCAAUGUCUGGGUAUGGAUGUCGUAUUGGCAGCAUUCUUGGACGCGUGAACUUCAGCCUUGUGUCAAUGUUGGUCUCAUACCUGUGUACCUUUGUGUAUGUUGUGUAGGCAAAUGCUCUCUCUUCCUGACAGAGAAUUUUGAAGUGGGAAAGAGAAAGGCAGAGAAAGAAGAAAAUUCUUUUAAUUUAAGGCACACAUUCAAAAAAAAAAUUUAAAGUAAUUAAAGAAAAAUCAGCCUAAAACUGUACUGUUUCCCUCCUAAGCCCGUGUGCUUCUGUGCCUGCUCUCUGUCUGGACAGCGCACACACUCUAGGGUGUGAUUGUGAGCCUGUGGGCUUCUGUGCUGCUCUCUGUCUGGACAGCGCACACACUCUAGGGUGUGAGCCUGUGGGCUUCUGUGCUGCUCUCUGUCUGGACAGCGCACACACUCUAGGGUGUGAGCCUGUGGGCUUCUGUGCUGCUCUCUCUGGACAGCGCACACACUCUAGGGUCUGAGCCUGUGGGCUUCUGUGCUGCUCUCUGUCUGGACAGCGCACACACUCUAGGGUCUGAGCCUGUGGGCUUCUGUGCUGCUGCUCUCUCUGGACAGCGCACACACUCUAGGGUCUGAGCCUGUGGUUGUCAGUCCACAAGCAGUAAUGAAGCAGUCCCUGAGGGCGCCCUAUUACAGACACUUCACAAUUCGUGGAUGCUAGUGGGAGUGUUAUCCACGCUUGGUGACAAGGACCAGGUAUGUUGCAUCUAGACAGGGUUCCAAACUGACUCUUAUAAGUGGAAGGAAACGGAACUCACCGACAGAGUCCAGCCAAGAGAGACCUCACCUCCCUGGAGGAAGGAGCUAAGGAGAGGAGAGAAGUCCCAGGGACACCCCAGGCUCUGGGUGCCUUGGUGCAGGCUUAGAUGUUUGUAGCCCAGGACAAACUGGUUCUUUGCCCGUCGCUGGCUGCUGUUCUGGAGGGCGCUGCUUGCACAGCGGCUUACAGGAAACAGUGCAAACAGAGCCUGAAUUGAAGGUGCUUUCCUGCUCAGGGCUGCCUGUCCGCUGUUAGCCGGUGGGAGCAGCCCAUCACGGGCUUAGGCAGAAAGCUUUUGGUUUGGGUUGCUUUUGCCUCAGCAAGCCUCACCUUGACAGGAACUCUGCCUUUUGACAGGCUCUCCUUUUUGGGGGUAGAGACAUCUGGGUCAUCUGAAGUCGACUUCCCUCUCAGCCCCAGAUGCUGCACAGACUCCACGGGAGUCAUAGGGUUGUGGUUCCUGUUCUCCGUGAACCCCUGUCUAGUCACCGUGUGUUCCCCCUCCCCUGCCUGUUUCCACUCUGCCUCCUACAUUCCCGCCUCCAGAUGGAGAUGCAAGUGAGAGUCUGUGGAGAGACAGGAAGCCUGGCGUCAGGGAUAGAGAGGGUGGCAGCUUUGGAAUCCCAUCCCUUGCCCUGCCUUGGCUCAGCACGCAGGGGAAGCAGCACUUUGGUUGUCAGCACUACUUGGGUUCAAGGGCCACAGCCAGCAGGCCUAAGCAAGUGGCUGUUUGAAGUGUAGGAGGUGGGCUGAGGUGGGGAAGUGGCUGUCCAUCUGCAGGUGCCCUGUGUGUGUCAUGGGCUGCAUGCCCACUUUCAUUCAGUCCUGUAUGGUGCUGCUCCCUGUGGGAGCCUCCUGUAACACUUCAGGCUCUCUCCUGUGUGUUUGACAGGAAUGACGUGUGGCCAAGGCUUUUCAUGGCCAGGGGUGCUCUCUGCCAUCAGCUGUGUCCAGCAAACACUUGCUAAGCUGUUGCUCCUGUCUGACUGUCUCCCCCAGGUCUGGGGCCACUCCAUCUGUGUGCUGUGAGAGCCCAGAAUGAUGGAGAAAGAGAAACCAGGGUGCCCUUGAGAGAUGAGGUAGGAGAAAGGAAUGCACAGGUCAGCCAACCCAGUGGCCUGGAGGUCAGCUUGGCUCUUCCACUCAGGCCUGGGCCACAGUAGAAGUCCCUGCCUGCACUCCUCAGUGCCCUUAGUGAGGAUUGCGUGUGGUCACAGAGGGGACUGUUGAGUGUGUACAGGGAGAAAGGGUUACACACAGGGUGUGUGCAGCGGGCAGCAGGCUGCACCAGCAUUCAAGCAUCUACACGGUGGCUUUAUGCUGCUGUAGUAUGAAGCCCCUUGCCUUCAUUCCAGAAAGGAAAUGGCUCCUUUCAUUCCUGGAUCUGCCUCACGGCUUCUGUGCAUGGAGCCCCUGAUACAGUCAGCAUCAGCAGACCUGCUUCAGGGCCAAGGAAGCUGGUGUUGUAAGCUCUCUCCAGUCUCAACAAGGAAAGGCCCUAUGUCCCACCAUGUCUGGCCACCCAGAACAGGGUUAUCACUCUUCCUCCUCUCCCUCCUCUCCUCCCUCCCUCCCUCCUCCUCCUCCUCCUCCUCCUCUCCCUGUUUUGUUUUGUUUUGUUUUUCAAUACAGGAUUUCUCUAGCCCUGGCUGUCCUGGAACUUGCUCUGUAGACCAGGCCGUCCUUGAACUCAUGGAGGUCCACCUGCCUCUGCCUCCCAAGUGCUGAGAUUAAAGGCGUGUGCCACCACCACCUGGCUGGCACUGUCACUCUUGCAUUGCUGGGGAGAUAGAUAUCAGCAGGACAGUGUGGAAAGCGGUUUGGUGUCCACAUCUGGGAGUAGUGGGCUAGGGGAAUGUCGGCAUUCAUGAAGCCCUGGGCAGGUGUGGCCCUCUGCUGCUUUUUAUCUUAAGGUAAAAUGAAAUCCAUUCUUUCUUUCCCUUUGAGCCGUGUUUACUGCGUACAUCUGACCUUGGUCCUUAUGUCGGUAUGAUCCUUUGAUUCAGGAAUGUUAUGAGUUCUUUGUAUAACUCAGCCUCUAGGAUUUGAUUUGACUUUAAUGGGCUUUUCUAGUAAGAACAUAAAAACUGCGGCUAGUUUCAGCAAAUUCAGUUACCCUCAGAGUCACCCUCAGUCUGUGCUGCCCACGUUAUAAACUACUUUUCCAUCAACAACAAAGAUCUAUUUUGAGUCCAUGAUGGGCACAUUCUAACUUUCACAUGCUCAAACUGAAACAUGUGUCAACAUGCAGAUUUUAUACAGCUCUUUAUAUACUGUGUAUAUUAAAAUUAAAAUGAUGUGAGGUGGCUUAAGAGUGUGGAGAAUAAAUCUAAAGUGUUUACUAA
Molecule: messenger RNA, 5660 nt
Organism: Mastomys coucha (southern multimammate mouse)
Lineage: Eukaryota; Metazoa; Chordata; Mammalia; Rodentia; Muridae
Gene: Sec22c
Product: SEC22 homolog C, vesicle trafficking protein
Exons: 7
Coding region: 207-1118 (303 amino acids)
Biological process (GO): endoplasmic reticulum to Golgi vesicle-mediated transport
Source: RefSeq, a predicted model, not a curated record